Echinops telfairi (small Madagascar hedgehog) is the source of this 7051-nucleotide messenger RNA. RefSeq names its product Rho GTPase activating protein 21 (gene ARHGAP21). The transcript is spliced from 25 exons. Gene Ontology annotation, molecular function: protein binding. NCBI's taxonomy places the organism in Eukaryota, Metazoa, Chordata, Mammalia, Afrosoricida, Tenrecidae. Bases 427 to 6225 code for a protein of 1932 amino acids. Gene Ontology annotation, biological process: signal transduction; Golgi localization. The record is from RefSeq and is a predicted model, not a curated record.
GCGCGCCUUUGGAGCUGGGGCACGGCCGGGCGCCGAGGGAACGGCCUUCCUGGGGGCCGACGCUGCAGCCUUCAUGCCACACUCAGCUGCUUCUUGACGGCACGGCGGCGCGGCAGGACUAGGCGAAAGGUGGCCCCCGCCUGUCUUCCUCGGCCUCGACGUGGCUUCCUCGCCCUCACUUCUCCUUUGUUGCUUCUCAAGACGUGGAAGGAGCCGGCGCCGUCCGCUGGUGUCCGCAGAAAUCACCGAGGCUUUGUGAAGGGCUUUCACCGCCACCGGCAGCUCCUGGCGCUGUUAUUUGGCUCUCCAGCCCUGCAACCACCUGGGAGCCUGGGGGGGAAUCCUUUCUUUUCGGAUCUGUGGCGGCAUUUUCCCUCCCGAUGUGGACUCCAAAGGAUUUGUUUCUUCUCUGUCACUUGAAAUGAAAUGAUGGCCACGCGUCGGACUGGGCUGCCCGAGGGAGAUGGUGACCAGCUGAAGGCCUGCGUGUCCCCGACCUGCGAGGUAUCGAAAACGAAAGAUGGAAAAGAGCAGAGUGAAACCGUGUCACCUUCCGAAGAUGAGACCUUCUCCUGGCCUGGUCCCAAGACAGUGAUGCUGAAAAGAACCUCACAAGGCUUUGGCUUCACAUUAAGGCACUUUAUCGUGUAUCCCCCAGAGUCUGCAAUUCAGUUUUCAUAUAAGGAUGAAGAGAAUGGAAACAGAGGAGGAAAUCAAAGGAACCACUUGGAGCCAAUGGACACCAUAUUUGUUAAACAAGUGAAGGAAGGCGGGCCUGCUUUUGAAGCUGGAUUAUGCACAGGUGACCGAAUUAUAAAAGUCAAUGGAGAAAGUGUUAUUGGAAAGACCUAUUCUCAAGUAAUUGCUUUAAUUCAGAACAGUGAUACAACAUUGGAACUUAGUGUUAUGCCAAAGGAUGAAGAUAUUCUCCAAGUGGCUUAUUCUCAAGAUGCCUACCUGAAAGGCAACGUAGCCUUCAGUGGCAAUGCCCGCAAUAUUCCUGAGCCUCCACCCAUCUGCUACACCUGGUUAACACCAGCCUCUCCAGCCAUGGCACAACCCGUUGAAAUAUCCCCUCCAGACUCUUCGUUGAACAAACAGCAAACCAGUACCCCAGUACUGACGCAACCCGGCCGGGCCUAUAGAAUGGAAAUACCAGUGCCUCCAUCCCCCACAGAGGUUGCCAAGUCGAACACAGCGGUGUGUGUUUGCAAUGAGAGUGUGAGGACCGUCCUUGUGCCUUCUGAGAAGGUUGUAGAUGUGUUAUCCACUAGAAACAACCACACUGCCCCUUCACAUAGAACUGAAGAAGUGAGGUAUGGCAUCAAUGAACACACCUCUUUAAAGCCACUGUCCCGAACUACAUCACCAUCAUCAUCAUCCUCAGUUCCCGCCGCUCACCUGAUCCUUCCCACCGCAGGCUCUAGGUCACUGGAGCCUUCCGGAAUUUUACUGAAAUCUGGAAAUUACAGUGGGCACUCAGAAGGCAUCUCAGGCAAUAGACCUCAACUGGCGGAGGUUCCUCCUGUGCCCGUUAACCACUACUCUCCAAAUUCCCAUCAGCACAUAGACUGGAAAAACUAUAAAACCUACAAAGAGUAUAUUGACAACAGGCGAUUGCACAUUGGUUGUCGGACCAUUCAAGAGAGAUUAGACAGUCUGAGAGCUGCCUCCCAGAGCACGGCAGAUUAUAACCAGGUGGUCCCCCAUCGCAUGGCUCUGCAGGUACGACGGAGGAGCACCUCUCACGACCGAGGGCCCCAGCCUGUUCAGGUCCGGCAGCGCAGUGUGUCCCAGGAGAGACUGGAGGAUGCUGUGCUGAUGAAGUGCUGUCCUCGAAGCGCAUCUCAAGGCGCACUGACGUCGCCACCUGUUAGCUUUAGUACCCAUAGGACUCGUUCGUGGGACUAUAUUGACGGACAGGGUGAAGCUGGGGAGAACGUCCAUUCUGGAAGUCAAACCCCUGAUUCCAAUGGAGAGCGAAAACAGACCUACAAAUGGAGUGGGUUUACCGAACAGGAUGACAGACGGGGCAUUUGUGAAAGACCCCGGCAACAAGAAAUCCAUAAAUCCUUCCGAGGUUCAAGUUUCACCGUGGCUCCCAGUAUGGUUCAUUCCGACAGCCGGCGCAUAGGUGGCCGGGGAAUGGGCUCCGCAUCUCAGUUAAAAAAAAUCCCACCGGAUCUCAAAGCACUGCAGUCCAGCAGAAAUUUCCAAACUUCUUGUGGAAUGCCACUGCCCCGAGGUGUUGCACAAGACAAGUCGCCUCUUGUGAAAGUUCGGAGCAAUUCUCUGAAAGCACCUUCCUCUUUUGUCCCCAAACCAUCAUUCAGCUCCAACUCGUUUGUUUCUAUCAAAGACCAAAGACCGGUAAAUCACCUGCAUCAAAACAGUCUAUUAAAUCAGCAGACCUUGUUAAGGACGGAAAGCACCCCAGAUCACCCAGUGGAGACGGCGAAGCCCCCCUCCCUGUCUGGGGCCUCAGCUAAGCUGCUCCCUCUGACAAGUGAAACCUCUGGCUCUUCAGAUUUUGAAUUAUCUGUCGUGCGAAGGAACCAAGAUUUAAAUUUACCAGAGGCUGAAAUCCCGCAGUCGAGUGUUUUAGAUAAUAAAGAAACUGUUGUCCUAAGGGAAAAACCUCCAUCUGGUCGCCAAACACCACAGCCCUUAAGACAUCAGUCGUACAUCUUGGCAGUCAAUGACCAAGACACCGGGUCGGACACCACCUGCUGGCUGCCCAACGACGCCCGCCGAGAGGUGCACAUCAAACGGAUGGAGGAACGGAAGGCCUCAGCCAGCAGCCCACCCAGCGACUCCUUGGCUUCCAUCCCAUUCAUAGAUGAACCAACUAGCCCCAGCAUUGAUCAUGAUCUUGCACAUAUCCCUGCUUCUGCUGUCAUCUCAGCUUCUGCCUCUCAAGUCCCUUCUAUAGCAACGGUUCUUCCCAGCCUCACCACUUCAGCGCCUUUAAUCCGACGCCAGCUCUCACAUGACCACGAAUCUGUCGGACCUCCCAGCCUGGAUGGCCAGCCCAGCUCAAAGACGGAAAGAUCAAAAUCAUACGACGAAGGGCUGGAUGAUUACAGAGAAGAUGCCAAACUGUCCUUUAAGCCUGUAUCUAGCUUGAAGAGAAUCAAGAUCGCAGACAGCCAGAAGUCCUGCACAGACUCCGUGUCCAGGAAAGACUCCGCCUCCAAGGUCUUCAGCGACGCUGCCAAGGAAGGGUGGCUCCACUUCCGACCGCUCGUCACCGAUAAGGGCAAGCGAGUUGGUGGGAGUAUUCGGCCUUGGAAACAGAUGUAUGUCGUGCUCCGGGGCCACUCCCUGUACCUGUACAAAGACAAGCGAGAACAGACGACUCCUUCGGAGGAAGAGCAGCCCAUCAGUGUCAACACCUGUCUCAUAGACAUCUCCUACAGUGAGACCAAGAGGAAGAAUGUGUUUCGACUGACCACGUCAGACUGUGAGUGUCUCUUUCAAGCUGAAGACAGGGAUGAUAUGUUAGCGUGGAUCAAGACUAUCCAGGACAGCAGCAACCUCAACGAGAAGGACACGGGCGUGACUAACACGGAUCUAAUCAGUCGGAGAAUAAAGGAAUAUAACACCCUGAUGAGCAAAGCAGAACAGUUGCCAAAAACGCCUCGCCAGAGUCUCAGCAUCAGGCAAACCUUGCUCGGUGCUAAAUCGGAGGCCAAGACGCAAAGCCCACACUCCCCAAAGGAGGAGUCGGAGAGGAAGCUCCUCAGUAAAGAUGAUACCAGCCCCCCAAAAGACAAAGGCACCUGGAGAAAGGGCAUUCCGAGUAUUAUGAGAAAGACGUUUGAAAAGAAGCCUACUGCUACAGGGACAUUUGGUGUCAGACUGGACGACUGCCCCCCAGCUCAUACUAACCGGUAUAUCCCAUUAAUAGUUGACAUAUGUUGCAAAUUAGUUGAAGAAAGAGGUCUUGAAUACACAGGUAUUUACAGAGUUCCUGGGAAUAACGCAGCCAUCUCGAGUAUGCAAGAGGAGCUCAACAAGGGAAUGACUGACAUUGAUACACAAGAUGAUAAAUGGCGCGAUUUGAAUGUGAUAAGCAGUUUACUAAAAUCGUUCUUCAGGAAACUCCCUGAACCUCUCUUCACCAAUGAUAAAUAUGCCGACUUUAUUGAAGCCAACCGUAAAGAAGACCCCCUGGAGCGCCUGAAGACAUUAAAAAGACUAAUUCACGAUUUACCCGAACAUCAUUUUGAAACACUUAAGUUCCUUUCGGCUCAUCUGAAGACGGUGGCAGAAAAUUCAGAAAAAAACAAGAUGGAACCACGAAAUCUCGCCAUCGUUUUUGGCCCCACUCUGGUGAGGACAUCAGAAGAUAACAUGACUCAUAUGGUGACCCACAUGCCUGACCAGUACAAAAUUGUAGAAACCCUUAUCCAACACCAUGACUGGUUUUUCACAGAAGAAGGUGCCGAAGAGCCUCUUACAACAGUGCAGGAGGAAAGCACAGUAGACUCCCAGCCAGUGCCAAACAUAGAUCAUUUGCUCACCAACAUUGGAAGGACGGGCGUGUCCCCGGGAGAUGUAUCAGACUCAGCUACUAGUGACUCAACAAAAUCUAAGGGCUCUUGGGGAUCCGGAAAGGACCAGUAUAGCCGGGAGCUGCUCGUCUCCUCCAUCUUCGCUGCUGCCAGUCGCAAGCGGAAAAAGCCCAAAGAGAAAGCCCAGCCCAGCAGCUCGGAAGACGAGCUGGACAAUGUCUUCUUUAAGAAAGAACACGCCCCGCAGGGUCAGGAUGACCGUGGAGGAGAACCCAAGAAAGAGGGCGCGAUGGCGGGCAGAAAGAGCAGUGCCAACAAAGACGCGGGCACCACCCACGAGAAGGCCUCGCUGCCUUGCACGGAUGGCGCGCCCCCUGGGGAGUCGCCCACGGGCAGCGGCCACCUCACCCGGCCCAGAGAGAGCCCCAGGUCGCUGGCGACACCGAAGUCCUCCCCCUUCGCAGAGACCGGGUCCGACUCCGGCACGCUGCUCAGCCUCUCUUCCCAGGCCUCCCAGGCCAGGUGUGGUGCGCCCAGGAAACCCACCAGCCCCGAGACGAAACCCGGCGAGUUCGUGGUGCACGUCGGGCCCGCCACCUCCGACGACCCCACCGCGUACUUGACCUGCCUGGACUCGAGCCGGCUCAGCCCGGAGGUGCAGUCGGUGGCCGAGAGUAAGGGCGACGAGGCGGACGACGAGCGGAGCGAGCUCAUCAGUGAAGGGCGGCCCGUGGAGACGGACAGUGAGAGCGAGUUCCCCCUCUCCCCGACGGCCUUGACCGCCGAGAGGCCGCCCCGCGGCGGAGCGGCGGGCGCGGCCCGGGCGAGCCGGAGGAACUCGGAAGGCAGCGAGGUCAGCGGGACCGAGGGCAGCCUGACCCCGAGCCUGGACAGCCGGCGGCAGCUCUUCAGUUCCCAUAAACUCAUCGAAUGCGACACCCUUUCCCGGAGAAAGUCGGCCCGGCUCAGGUCGGACAGCGGGCUUCUGGCGGACGCCAAGACGGAGAGAGACGCCCCGUCGGUGACCACGAAGGUGCUCGACGUGAUGAAGCGAGGCAAGUCCACGGGGAGCUUGCUGACGCCGGCCAGGAGCGAGCCCGAAAAGCAGGAGCCCACUUGGAAAACCAAAAUAGCCGACCGGUUAAAACUGCGGCCCCUCCGAGCGCCUGCGGACGACAUGUUCGGGGUGGGGGAUCCCAGGUUGAGCGGGGGCGCCGCCAAGAGGAAACACAUCAAGCGCAGGCACACGCUAGGCGGCCACCGGGACGCUGCGGACAUGAGCGUGCUGAGCUUUUGGAAAGCGCAGGAGCAGAGCAGCGAGCGGGAGGCCGAGCUCUCCGCCGUGAACCGGUUAAAGCCCAAGUGCUCAGCGCAGGACCUCUCCAUCGCAGACUGGCUGGCGCGGGAGCGCUUGCGGCCCGGCGCGUCCGACCCGCGCAGAGGAGACCUCGGGGACCCCCGGCUGGAGAAGGCGCCCAGCACCUUCCCAGCGCCCGCGGCGGACGGCGCGCAGCCGUUCCCGCCCCAGGCUCGCAGCUCGCCCACUAGCUCAGCCGCGACGAACAGGACCCGUCGUCCCACAGCACCGCCGCCGUCGCCAGACCACAUAAAUGGAGAAAGCUUCCAGAAUGCUGGCUGUGCCUCGAAAGCCCAGCCUCACGAACUGUCUGAAGCCCCGGGCAGUACAGCACCUGCAUCCCUGCCUUGAAGCUGGGGGUCUGCCCCCUCGGGCAAGUAAACAGCUACGUUCCUGGAACUCUGUACAUAGGUCCUUGUACCAGAAUUGUGAUUACGCAGCCGUCAUUGGGUUGCUUUCGUGAUCUUGCACUGUGAAAUGGCUUUACAGUGCAUUUCUCCAGCCAGAAGAACAUAUAAAUAAAUAUAUAUAUAUAUGUAUUUAAAGAUAUAUUGCAUAGUUGUACACAAAUAAAAUAUUUGUUGCAACUUACUACAUAGUGUAUACCCAAGAUUACUGAAGAAAAUCGCUGGCAUUUACGAUGCCGCAAAUUUGUUCUUCGGUUUCAUCAGUAACAAAAAGUGCCUCAUCAUUAAACAACAAAACACACACGCGCGCGAGCAUUUGGUUUUUAGGUGCCAUAUUGUUAAAGUUAGAUAGCCGACCUUGAACAAGUGAAUGCGUUGCUUGGUAACAAGUUCCGUUCCGUUUACCAGUUUUCACACAGGCGGACACAAACCGUGCUUUCUUCAGUCAUUCCAGUGGAUCUCUUCAGUUUUAUAUCCAAACUUUUAAUACUGUUUUUUGAGUUUUGUGUGACUUGAAUUUUUAAUCUUUCUGUAAAAUAAGUAACUUAAAUGAACAUAUUCUAUGUGUAUCUUUUCUUCAGAUACUAGAUUUGAUAUAAAUGUUGUAAUAUAGGUGUGUAGAUAGUGGAUCCUGGAUGGAACUGGCUGGCUUCUUUCGUGAAGAGAAUAUAAUUCUGCAUGAGGACUUAGGAAUCCAAACCUGUGUCAUGCCUGUGCGCAUACCCAAUUAAACACUGGAAAUAAAAAAAAUUGUUUUGGUGAACUUUGAA